Rattus rattus (black rat) is the source of this 750-nucleotide messenger RNA. RefSeq names its product ribonuclease A family member 10 (inactive) (gene Rnase10). Bases 1 to 750 code for a protein of 249 amino acids. The record is from RefSeq and is a predicted model, not a curated record. The transcript has 2 exons. Gene Ontology annotation, molecular function: nucleic acid binding. Lineage: Eukaryota; Metazoa; Chordata; Mammalia; Rodentia; Muridae.
AUGGAGAGCAGCUUCUGGGUUCGGCUCUCAGAGAAGGAAGUUCCGGGAGAGCAGAACUGGGGGCAUAGGAAGAGACAAGAGUACCUGAAGCUGCUUACAAGUGUGGGCAAAAUGAAGGUGACACUGGUGCAUCUGUUGUUCAUGAUGUUACUGCUGUUGCUAGGACUGGGGGUGGGGCUGGGGCUGGGCCUUCACAUGGCUGCUGCCAUCCUGGAGAAUCAGCCACUGGAUGAGUUUUGGCCCGGUGACUCCCAGGACACAGCUGAGGCCACUGAAGAGGGACAGGGCACCAGGACCACAGAAGCCCUGGUACUUGACAACAAAGAAAUGGCAGAACCUGUCUGGUCAGAAGAUACUGUUCUCAGUGAAGAUGAAGUGGGGGGAAGCAGGAUGCUGAGAGCCAAGACCCUCCUUCAGAGCAAACAAGGCUACCUUAAGUUUGACUUGAACAUCCGGGACUGUAACGUCAUGAUGGCCCACAAGAUAAAGGAGCACAAUCAGAGCUGCAUAAACGAUUAUACAUUCAUCCAUGAGGAACCGAGCACAGUCGCAGCCGUCUGUAACAGUCCCCUGGUUGACUGUGAUCUCAAGGGGGGCAAAUGUCACAAAAGCCACCGGCCUUUUGACCUGACAUUGUGCAAGUUGGCCAAACCCGGCCAAGUCACUCCCAACUGCCACUAUCUGACUUACAUAACUGAAAAGGUCAUUAUCAUAACAUGCAACAACACGAAACAACUGGAGAUUAAAUGA